Molecule: messenger RNA, 1032 nt
Organism: Metopolophium dirhodum (rose-grain aphid)
Lineage: Eukaryota; Metazoa; Arthropoda; Insecta; Hemiptera; Aphididae
Exons: 3
Coding region: 1-1032 (343 amino acids)
Source: RefSeq, a predicted model, not a curated record
AUGGCUAAAAUAUUGGGAGUAACCGAAUUGGUUCCCGUUAGGCCGAAUUGGUUCCCGUCUGAAAAAGAAGUGAAGAUUCGUGAAGACGAUGUUACACUUGCGCGACAACAAUUGACAAAUUCACUAAAAAGAAAAUGUGACGAACUUAUUACAGAGCGACCAUCUAAAAUUAUACGCAAAGAGAUAGCUUCAAACAGUCAUGGUGAGUCACUACUUCAAAAUUAUAUUAACAGAGCCCGUAAAAAUUUGAAUGCUGCUAAAUUAAGAACAAUUCCCAAGUUACCUUCUAAUCUUGAAGAACUGCAUAAAAGUGUCAGUGAAUAUUCGUUAAUAACUAAUCUCGGAGAAAAAUUUAUUUAUGACAACGAUUCUGUCAACAAUAUAAUUACAUUUACAUGCACGCAGAACUUGGAACAACUCAAGAAAGCCACUACGUUAUUUGUCGAUGGAACAUUCAAAAGUUGUCCUAAGCAAUUUUACCAAUUAUUUUCUAUUUUUAUCAAAGUACAGAAUAGCUAUGAUCCUGUCGUAUUCAGCCUACUCCCGAACAAGACUACUGACACUUACAUACUUGCAUUCAAUAAGGUUGCAAAAUAUCUAACAGCUGGCACGGUUUUCGUUGAUUUUGAAACAGCUAUCCAUAAUGCUAUAACUUCACAGCUACAUCAAGUUACAGUUAGAGGUUGCAGAUUCCAUUUAUGUCAGUCAUGGUGGAGAAAAAUUCAACAGUUUGGUCUCUCUAAUGAAUUUAAAGAUAAUGCUUCAGAAAUCGGACAACUUCUGAAACUCUUUUUUGGACUGCCCUUAUUAUCACCCGAAGACGUCGAAGACUGUUUUUAUAAUGAUUUGAUGGCCAUAAAACCUUGCUGCCCAAAAUUGGAUCAGUUCUUUGACUAUGUUCAUGAUACAUACAUAAUGACAGAUAGUAUCUUUCCACCGAAAAUUUGGGCUAGAUUUGACAAAAAUAUUGAUAGAACUACAAAUUGUUGCGAAUCGUUCCAUUCAAAGCUGAAUAAAGAAUUUACAAUUUAA